This is a messenger RNA of Cercospora beticola, 963 nucleotides long. RefSeq names its product SDR family NAD(P)-dependent oxidoreductase. Gene Ontology annotation, molecular function: oxidoreductase activity. The record is from RefSeq and is a predicted model, not a curated record. NCBI's taxonomy places the organism in Eukaryota, Fungi, Ascomycota, Dothideomycetes, Mycosphaerellales, Mycosphaerellaceae.
AUGGUGAACCAACAUCCUCUGUCAGCAGCUGCUUUGCUUUCAGUCAAAGGCUGGGUUGUGCUAGUGAUCAAAGCGAAAUCAUCGUUGACGAAGCUGAUGGCAACCAGAACCGGAGGUGGCACGGGCAUCGGAUUGAUGUUGACACAGGCUUUUGCAACCAAUGGCGCCAAAGUCUACAUCACCGGUCGCCGGACGGAGGUUCUCGAGACCACCGCAAAAGUCCAUGGAUCCGCUGAGAAGCUCGGCGAGCAGGGUGGAAGCAUUGUUCCUCUCCAGAUGGACACCACCGACAAGAAGAGCAUUUCAGCUGCGGUGGAGCUCAUCACCAAGAAUGAGGGUUAUUUGAACGUGCUGGUCAAUAAUGCUGGUGUAUGGACCACAAAGCCAAGUGUGGAGCCAGAUGCAGGACCAGAGCAAUUUGGCAAAGCCAUGUUCGAUGAGAACCCAGAUGACUGGCAGCGUGCAUUUCUCACCAAUGCUACAUCUCUUUAUUUUGUGACGGCAGCAUUCUUGCCGCUGCUUGCAAAGUCUGCUGAUAGUCCCAUCAGACGUGGCGGAAGCGUCAUUAACAAUACUUCCAACAGCGGACUUUUGAGAAUGUCAGAGGGAGGCCAGCUGGCCUACAACGUUAGUAAAGCUGCGGCGGUGCAUGUCACUCGUCAGAUGGCCUAUGACCUUAGUCACAAAGCCAUCAAUGUCCGCGUCAAUCAGAUUGCCCCAGGCUGGUUUCCAACCGAAAUGACAACCGGUGGCUCUGACGCUGCAAACAUGAGCGCUCCACAGGAAGAUGGAGAAUUCCAGAAAGAGAUGGAGACCAUCGGAGCCAGAGUGCCUCCAGGACGCAUGGGCAAUGCACAAGAUCUCGCCAGCGCUGUCUUAACGUUGGCGACGAACGACUAUAUGUGGGGUACCAUAACCGUGGUCGAUGGUGGCAUUACACAGAGUAUGCCAGGUAACAUGUGA